Perkinsus marinus ATCC 50983 is the source of this 546-nucleotide messenger RNA. RefSeq lists its product as hypothetical. The coding region runs from base 1 to 546 and encodes 181 amino acids. Lineage: Eukaryota; Perkinsozoa; Perkinsida; Perkinsidae. The transcript is spliced from 6 exons. The record is from RefSeq and is a predicted model, not a curated record.
AUGGACAUGCGAAUACCAGGAGAGGACCUGCCACUGGAGGUCGUGGAGGAGCUUUCUGAUGGUGGAAAAAUCGAUUGGAAGGAGUUGCUCACAAAGCAAAUCAGUGGGGAGGAUACCUUCCAACAGACUCUUACCAUUCAGAAGGUUACUCAAAUCCUCCUUAACUACAUACAGACGACCCAGCCUGAGCUGGCUAAGGUCCAUUCCCAGCUCGGACGGAUAACGCAUCAAGUAAUUGACUUGGAGUCUCGGAUGAAGCAGUUGAGGAAGGAGAUCAAAGCUACAGGCGAGGGUAUCUUUGGGCCACCACCGCACAGUUCUGGUGGGUUAUCGACUUUGAAAAACCAGAUGGUUGGUUUGAAGGAGAUGCUAACGCGGGAAUCGGGUGACCAUGAGAACCGCGUUCAGAAGGUCCGAGAACAGUUGACAAAGGUUGAUGGUGGUGGGGGACGGUCGUUGAUAAGUGAUGACUUGGAAGAUUCCAUCAGCAGCUCACAUAGCUUGGCCAACAAGUUGUUCAUGCUGUGUAAAAAGGGAGGGGCAUAA